Messenger RNA from Dufourea novaeangliae, 2581 nucleotides. RefSeq names its product mediator of RNA polymerase II transcription subunit 16 (gene MED16). The transcript is spliced from 14 exons. The record is from RefSeq and is a predicted model, not a curated record. Gene Ontology annotation, molecular function: protein binding. Gene Ontology annotation, biological process: positive regulation of DNA-templated transcription. The coding region runs from base 41 to 2476 and encodes 811 amino acids. Lineage: Eukaryota; Metazoa; Arthropoda; Insecta; Hymenoptera; Halictidae. Gene Ontology annotation, cellular component: mediator complex.
GUGUUCGUAGUGUUUAUAAUUGUAACGUAACCUCGUAACAAUGGAUUUAUUGUACACUGUAAAUAGAAAAGUGACAUCGAAACCUUUUAUAAAUCAAGAAAGCCUGUAUGAAGGACAAUCUCUGUGCUCAUUAUCUAGUCGAAAUAUAGCAGCGUUUACUACGACCACAGAAUUAGAUGACAAUAGUGGAAAAACAUGGGGAUCUCAUGUUUAUGUAUGCGAUUUAAACAUGCCUUGGCAUAUUCAUAAGGUAUUGUCAAAUAAGAAUACUAUUACGUCAUUGGAAUGGGAUUUACCAGGUGAUAAAUUAGUUAUUGCUGAUUUUACUGGAAACGUACAAUUGUGGAUGUUUAAAGAUCAUGUCCUCAAUGAUUGGGUAUUAAUUGGUUCCACUUGUUUCAUUGGGGAACACAUAUUAGGUGCAGCUUGGUUUCAUAAUGGGAAAAAGACAGGACUUGUAACUGAGAAAAAAGAUAGUAUUCAUUAUAGUGAGAAAUUUAAUCAUUUACCUUUUGCUCCUUCUGUAAGACAAUUUGGUGGUAGAGCAGCAGAAGGUGUAUUGGUAGUGUCAACAACAGGCAUGGUUGGUGCAGUUAUGAUUACAAAAGAUUUUCUAAAUCCUAUUUGUUCCUCAACUGAAAGCUUAGGCAGUACAAGACAUAGAAUAACUGCAGUUGACUUAUGUUAUGGAAAAAAUGGUCAUAUUUUGGUAGCUGUCAGCAGUGGAAACAUUUGUUUACCAAUCAGAUGUUACAGAGUAUUAGUCCGUAAAAAUGAUGAUAAAUGUUCUAUUACGUCACAGGCACUCCCAAGUUUCUUCUUGCAGGAUGGAGCACCUAAAGACAAUACAUAUACGAGUGUAACACACUUAAAGUUUGUAGUUCGGGAAGAUGCAGAUUCUUUGGUUGUUGCUGUUAAUAGUGAAACUGGAGGUAUUGUAGAAGUAUGGGAAUUGCGAGAGAAAUCACAACCAGUUCAUAAGCUAUUUCAGCCUAAAACUUUAGAACCAUUUAAAACUGUAGUGGUAUGGCAACAUCAAUCACAAUAUCGUUGUCAGUCUCCAAUAACAGCAAUAGCAACUACAAAACUAUCAAUAGUAACUACAUUACCACCUCCAAGUUACGUUGUAGUAGCUUUGGCAGACUCAUCGGUACAUUGUUUAAGUCGUGAUUGUCUAAAAGAAAUAUCUUUAUCAUCUUUGAAUAUGGCUUGGCGAACUGAUGAACCUAAUAAUAAGUAUUUUAAAAGUUCAAUCUCUAUAGCAAGUAUAGAUCUGUCCUGGUUAGGUUGUGUCCUCUUGGCUUGUGAUACACGGGGAAAUUUAUAUUUAUACAAAUUGUUGCCAGAUGGAGGACCAUCAAUGACAUUAACUUACGCAUGUACACUGUUAGAGUAUUGCCUAGUAACUGGAUUGGACUGGUUGGAUAUACUUUUCUGCUUAAGAUCUUCAAUGAUUGAACCAUUAUGUGAAAGAUUGGAUGUUUCUUUCAAUAGGCAAUUACAGUCCAUACAGCAGUAUCAUUAUAUUCAAUUUCUGUGCAUCAAAACAUCGUUAUAUAGAAUGUUAAUAUCAGGGCAGAGUAAGGCAGCAGAUUUAUCGUCACUGCUUAUGAUACAUUCAGUAGCAACAGCUUUUAAAUCCUUACUACGACCAUCAGAUUUAAUUUCUCAUGAUAAGGGACCAGCGGAGAGUUUAGCAACAGUGAUUAAUGAUGCAAUUACUGAUGUAGAUAAGGUACUUUUACAUCUUGAUCCCAAAGAAUUUACAGUAGAACCAAGUACGCUUCAAUCGUUACAACAAUUAAUUCAGUGGGUCGCGGAUCUGGCUUUGAAUAUUUUAGCGCGUCUUCCAGAACAGCGGCUACAAAUGAAAUCUGGCGGUUAUGAGCUUCUAAAGGAUCACAAGGCCUUAAAUACACUGAGAGAGUUACUUGUAAUUAUACGUAUAUGGGGUUUAUUGCGUCCGUCGUGUCUACCAGUAUUUCUUCGUAGUGCAGAUAAUCUCGACGUAUUGGCCUUAUUGUUCCGUUUAUUAUCGAAAUUGGUCCAACCAAACGGUGAUACUCAGGCUCAGCAGAUAGAUGACGGACUAAUUGAUGACUGUUGCCUGCUACCAAAUCAGAUCAUGAUUCCCCAGUUACAUCAGGGUAAUAGCAUAACAGCUAUAGCUACCCCUGUUCUUUUCUAUCAGAGUUUUCCCUCACAGUUGGAGUAUGGUGUAGAAUCUGAACAAUUAUUAUUUGUACCUGAACUUAAUCCAGUUGAGGGUUGUAUGCAUAGUGGACAAAUUGUAGAUGGUAUUAGGCAUUUAUACCUUGGAAAACAACCACUUCUUGUUAAACAAUGUACAAGGUGUGGGGGAAAAGCUCAAGUCCAAAAUAUGACAAGAACAGCUGCAAUUAGGGCAUGGGAUCAAAGGUGGGCAAGAGCUUGUCGUUGUGGUGGUGUUUGGCGAAUUCAUAAGACUUGUCCAUAAAUAAUUAAUUGGAAGUAGUGCAUGGAUAAAUUUUGUAUACAAUGAUUACAUUUGCGAUUUUGUACAUUAUGUGGCAAAUUAUAUAUUAAACAUUUUUAUUUAAGA